CAAAAGCCUGAUGGUGCUGCUGCAAGUGAGAGAAACCGCACAGACGGCGAAGCAGCAGCAGCAGUUGCGUGCCAUGGGGAGAGCGGAGCGCCUGUAGAGACGUGGGAACCCAUGCCAGGUCAGCGUCAGCUCGGAGUCUGACAGAAGUUCGACAUACGGGUUUGACUUGUGGAGAAAAGGAACCAGCUGGUCGGGCACAUCAAGGAGAUAAAACUACAUCAAUGAAGACACCUGGCAUGGCGGUAUUCAAGCAGCAGCAUAUCGAGGAUUUCUAUGAACUUGGAGAACAACUAGGAAGUGGGCAGUUUGCAGUGGUCAAACGCUGUGUAGAAAGGAGUACUGGCGUUGAAUAUGCAGCCAAGUUCAUCAAGAAGCGCCAGAGUCGGGCCAGUAGACGUGGCGUAAAAAGAGAGGAGAUCGAGAGGGAAGUGAACAUCCUGCAGCAGCUCCAGCACAACAACGUUGUUGCGCUGCAUGACGUGUACGAGAACCGCACGGAUGUGGUGCUCAUACUUGAACUGGUGUCCGGGGGAGAGCUGUUUGAUUUCUUAGCUCAGAAGGAGUCGCUCAGUGAAGAGGAGGCUACUCAGUUCAUGAAACAGAUCCUUGAUGGAGUCGAGUACCUCCACUCCAAGAGGAUCGUACAUUUCGAUCUGAAGCCUGAAAACAUAAUGCUGCUGGACAGGAAUGUCGCUCUACCCCGAAUCAAACUCAUAGACUUUGGACUGGCUCACAAAUUAGAAGCCGGGGCGGAUUUCAAAAACAUUUUUGGAACUCCUGAGUUUGUUGCUCCAGAGAUAGUCAACUACGAGCCUCUUGGCUUGGAGGCCGACAUGUGGAGCAUUGGAGUCAUCACAUACAUACUUUUGAGCGGCGCGUCGCCGUUCCUGGGUGACACCAAGCAGGAGACCCUGGGAAACAUUUCGGCGGUGGACUACGACUUUGACGAAGAGCUCUUCAGCAACACCAGCGAGCUGGCCAAGAGUUUCAUCAGGCAGCUACUGGAGAAGGACACGAGAAAACGGAUGACCAUUCAAGAGGCCCUCGACCAUCCCUGGAUUAAGCCUCUGAAUCCCAGACAGGCCUUGGUCAAGAGGUUGUCCGUGGUCAACUUGGACAACUUCAAGAGACAGUAUGCCAGACGCAGGUGGAAGCUGUCGUUCAGGAUUGUGGCUCUUUGCAAUCACCUAACGCGGAUCAUGAAGAAGGGGCCCAAAGAACUUGAGCAGAAUGGGAGGGAUUGUGAAAGUGACCAAGAAGAAGAUGUCCUGAAGAGGAGGCCGAGGAGCAGAAAGAGAAGCAGCACUUCCUGAGACCAAGUGUCAACGGUGUUGUGGUUGCUAAACGGUGACUCUGCGACGCACACUCUGAAUCUGUUAUGUGUCGCCAAGAGUCAUCUCGCGGUAUCUUCUUUUCUUGAGUGACUGUUGGAAAUGCAGCAUUUUAGAGAUAUUCUGCCAAUUCUAAAUUCAUGCUAACCUGACAUGAGAAGACGUAACUGGAGUAUUGUUGACAGGAAACGAGGGGCCACAAGCAUGUCCGCAAGAAUGUAGGCAGCUUCCUCCUAUGACUGCAGUCCUCAAAGUCCCUCAGCUGUUAGCAUCCAAGUAUUGACAGAGGUAUAUUAUUUUAUUUUUAUCAGUUAGGCUGAAUCCGAAUACAGUGAAGACAGUGAGCUAUCAUGCCCGAUGUAGCAAUAAUCACAUUUCAUCGUGUGCACAGACAGAAAAGAGAUUCACCAGUUGGAUUUCUAUUGUUGGAUUCUGAUGUAUUAAUCGUGUAAAUAUAAUAUCAGCCAAAUGUCUUAAUUUCACGGUAACGCAUAUCUUAAAAUGAUCAUACCGUUUUUCUCUUCACUUGUAUGUAUUGUAAAUUUACAUUUUGUUUAUUAAAUUACUGAUGAUGACGUUUUCUUUGAGUCUGUCACAAUAAAAAAAAAUGAGAAUAUCUCAUUAUUCUCGGGAUACAAGUGAGAGCUAUUAAACCUUUUUUCUUUCAGGACAAUGACAUUAUUAUACAGUCUCUUUAACAGCUGUGAUCAGGAUGUCGGGCUAAAAAGUGACGCAGCAUACAAAUAAUGCCCAAAGACGUCUUUUAAAGACAACCAUGAAUGUGCUGUUCUUUCAAUGUGAUUCCAAAGCCAAUGUUCCUGUCAAACUACAGUAACCCUAUAAACGUCAUCCGAUCGUCAGUGGCCCU
This is a messenger RNA of Pungitius pungitius (ninespine stickleback), 2199 nucleotides long. It is a transcript of the gene dapk2b, whose product is annotated as death-associated protein kinase 2b. Gene Ontology annotation, biological process: intracellular signal transduction; protein phosphorylation; positive regulation of apoptotic process. The record is from RefSeq and is a predicted model, not a curated record. The coding region runs from base 222 to 1313 and encodes 363 amino acids. Gene Ontology annotation, molecular function: ATP binding; protein serine/threonine kinase activity. The transcript is spliced from 12 exons. Gene Ontology annotation, cellular component: cytoplasm; nucleus. NCBI's taxonomy places the organism in Eukaryota, Metazoa, Chordata, Actinopteri, Perciformes, Gasterosteidae.